GUGCACAGUGCAUAUGCUCCGCGCAGCCCGCCGACCGCUGUCCCAAACCCUCGACGCCGGCCGCCUACUAUCCCGCACGAUGGCCUCGGAACCAGCACCACAAACCCCGACGAGGCUGCCGGGCGCGCCGAACCCCCCCGUGCCCAAGCCAACUGGGCUAGUGAUGCAGAUCAUCCUGCGGCGCGACCUCGUGACGGAGCUGGGCUGGCCCAUGGGCCCGAUGAUGGCGCAGGCGGCGCACGCCGCCUCGGCGGUGCAGCACGAGUUCGCCGAGCACCCCGACAUGAAGCGAUACCUUGCAGGCGACGACGGGCUCGCGUGGAUGGUGAUGCGCAAGGCGGUGCUCGAGGUGCCCGACUGGGCGGCGCUCCGCGCGCUGGCGUUCAAGCUCGACGAGGCGGGGUUCCCGGCCCACCUGUGGAUGGAGGAGCCAGAACACACGCCGACGGCGCUCGCGCUCGUGCCCAAUAAGCGGCCCAAGGCGCUCAAGAAGAUCCUCGACGAGGCGGGGGUCACGUUGUGGAAGUAGGCGGGCGAUGGGCCAGACGACUCCGCACAGCGAUUGUGUGCGCCGGCGCGCGGCGAUGCAGACGAGGCGGGAGCACACAUGUUUGCGCCACCACCCAUGCUAGCGAUCAGCAGAUCCCACGCACACAGAUGUACACUUGAC
Vanrija pseudolonga is the source of this 670-nucleotide messenger RNA. It is a transcript of the gene PTRHD1, whose product is annotated as Putative peptidyl-tRNA hydrolase PTRHD1. Gene Ontology annotation, molecular function: peptidyl-tRNA hydrolase activity. Lineage: Eukaryota; Fungi; Basidiomycota; Tremellomycetes; Trichosporonales; Trichosporonaceae. The transcript has 4 exons. The record is from RefSeq and is a predicted model, not a curated record. Bases 14 to 529 code for a protein of 171 amino acids.